UCGGCGAAGGCGACUGGGGCGCGUCUCUGAGGAGCUGGGUGUCGCGCCCCGGGUGGCUCGGUCUCCUCGGGGGACAUGAGGCGCACAGGCCAGGAGGAGGAGGAGGCGUGCGGCGUGUGGCUGGACGCAGCGGCGCUGAAGAGGCGGAAAGUACAGACACAUUUAAUCAAGCCAAGCACCAAAAUGCUAACACUGUUUCCUGGAGAGAGAAAGUCUAAGAUUCCUUUUACUCAAAGAACAACUCCAUCUGCAGGCAUUCGGCAGACCAACAUUACUUCCUUCUUCACCUUGCAGUCAGGAAAAACAAAUGGUGGUGACAAGAGGACUAUUUCAUCUCUUAUAGAGAGUCAGACCAACGAAGGCUCGAAAGCUGUAAAUCCGCUAAUUCAUCCAAUCAAGGGCACAGGGGAUGAUUGCAUGGCGCCCCCUUUAGCCACUUCAACCCCUGCAGACAUCCAGGAAGCUGGGCUUUCUCUUCAGUCCCUCCAGGCUUCUGGUCACCACAGAAUGGGAACCCCAUUUUUGACUGUGCUGUCUUUGUUACAGUCUGACACCUCAGUCUGUGCUGGGGAAAGUAAAGAUUCACUGGCUAGUUCCAUCACCCAAGAUUUGGAAAGUUCUUGUACUCUGGACCAAAAUGAGGGAGAGCAUUCUUCUCAGAAAAGGGAAUGGCUUCAUGGAUAUGAGAAUAAGAACUGUCAGGGUGUGGAGAGACAUAUUAAACCUCUUGGGUGCAAGGACUAUCAACUUCUGGACAGGACUAAAUUGGAAAACGUGUCAAUCAAAGAAAACAGACAGGCCCCUGUUCUUCCAACAUACAGGGAUUCCUGGAGUGGAAAAAACACAGACUCGGUGAAACAAAGCCCUUCUUCCAUCCCUGUGUUUACCUGGGACAGUGAAACCAGUAAGGACUGCUGGAGCCAGCUUUUCACCGAGGAUUCUCAGGGCCAGCGGGUCAUUGCUCACAAUUCUAGAGCUCCUUUCCAAGAUGUAACUAACAUCCAGAAUCAGGGCCUUGGACAGUUUCCUAACAAACUUCAGGCUCAACGCCAGGAUAUGUCCACUCAGUUAAAUCUGCAUCCUGAUUUGCUCUUUACCCAGGAUUCUGAAGGUAAUCCAGUCAUUAGGCACUAAGUUGGAAUGUAUUUAUGAAGGUUUGAUUCUAAAAGCACCUUGGAAUGACAGACGUAAGAAAGUAUCUUGGGGUAGGAGAGUGUGGGUGAGGGAGGCACGGGAUGAAGCUGUCAUUGUUGAGUGUUUUCUUCACGGAAACAAAGUAGGUGGUGAGCAAUGAGGCAGGACAGGUACUUACCUCUCCACUAAUGAGCCCACUACUCGGUUUCCACAGAGCCACCUCUUUGCCCUUUAGAUUGGGCAAAAAAAAAAAGACUGGGGCAUUGUUUCUUAAGGAUGUGUUUUUAAUCUCACGCUGGAAUCUUAGUCCCACAACCUAAACUGGGGGCUUCACUCCUGGUGGCUGUGGGUGAGGCAGCAAAUCUCCUGGGCCCAGAUAUAUGGGGGCAGAGAGCACAGAGAGGUAGGUUAGGAUGAUGGGAGGUUUGGUGGUGAUUUUAUUUUAAAGUCAUACUGUUUAAAUAUCUCUAAAACUAUGGACACUCCAGGUGUGACUAGAUAGAUCACUCUUCUACAAGGCUGGAGAGAACUCCCUUUGUCAAACUGACUCCAAAUAAAUGACUGUUUACAAAGCUGGCUCUGAUGGUAAUUAAAACAUUACCAAUUUUAUUUUUGAAAAAGCAUUUUAAUAGUCUAUGCUUUAUCAUUGUCUUGGACCCAAUCUGAAAAUGAAUCUAAUUUGACCUGUUCUACCUGAUAGGCUACCACUAGGUGGCAGUUUCCCAUGUGCAGGUGUGGUAUGGAAGAGGCUGUAAUUACACAAGCUUUCAAGUUACAAGAUGGAGCUGCUUUAAGAGCAUAGGGCAAAAUCUUUACAUAAAUGGACAAGAGGCUCCCUAGGUAAGUUUUCACUUCUGAAGGUAGGAUCUUGUAAAAGGGAAACCAGGAGCUUGUUUGUAGAAGUUAGUAUACUUUAAAUUAACAGCAGUCUUAUACCUGGGGGCGGAAUAUACUGGGUGAUGACAACUCAGAGAUGGACACAGCAGAUGCAUAUCUCUCCAAAUGCUUUCUUUAAUGUCAGGUAGUGCUUCAACCCACACACACAGGAUACAUACUGUAGAGAAAGGGACCUGAGGGCAUCUGAGUCAUGCAUGGUGUGGUCGGUACAAACCUUGGCCCAAAACCAAAGCAGCAGUCAAGGGCCGGAGGAUGGUAUGCUCUUUCCCUCCCUGUUUCUCUUUCCUGCUGGGCUUAAGCUAAAGUCCAUGAAAGAGAAAGUUUUUUCAAUGAGUGGAACUGAUAAGGCCCCAGGGCCUUGGAGGGUAGAUUUGGUUGUACAGUAUUACAAAAUACAUUUAAGAAAAAAAUAGCCAGGCCUCCCAGCAGCCCUAGUGUCGGCUGGUCCAGUGGCCUGACCUCUACACCUAGGUGUCGAUGGGGAAGAGGGUGAUUGCUGGGUAUUGGUGUCAACUUAUGAUGGAGCAGCGUAAGAUUUCCCCUGCCCUAUGAACAAGUACAUAAAACAGUUAUAGCCCCUUCCCCUCAGCCCUGCUGCAAGGAAGCCACUGAGAGUGAUAGCUGAGCACAAAGUGUCCGGUGAGACCAGUUACGGGAUAUAAUGCAGUGAAGUAAGUCAUUCAUUUAGGACCUAUUUUCACACAGGGAUAAGGAAAAAACCAGAAAUUUCUAUCUCACCCUUUAGAAUGAAACAUUCCAACCAACACAUUUAUCUGUAACAAAUGUCUCAACUCAAAACAGGCCUUAGCUUCUGUUAAAGUCUCACGUGUGGGAAACUUAAUCCAGCUCAUCUUUUUCAGUCCAAGCUCUAGUUUUCAGCAAGACUGUUGCAGAAGAUUUCUAAUAGAGAGGCAGAAACAUCUGCGGUGAGGAAGGCAGCUAUUGAAGGAAUUCCAGGAGCAUGAGACUUGAGUUUGCAGAGCUGAGUGUUGUCAGUUUCCUUUUCUACUGAUAUCUUCUUCCUUCAAAGCAAACUUCUUCCUGAGGACCUCAGAGAUAAGAAUGGCAGGGUCUUCCUCCUUCAGUAAACUCCGAUUCCUGGAGACAAAAUAAUAGCUUAUGUUUAUUACGUAUUUAUUAUGUUCUGAGCAGUGUUCUGUGUCUUUUUAAAAAAGAUUUUGUGCAUACAAGAGCUGGGGUACAGGCCAGAGGUGUAUGUGUGUGGACGGGUUGAGAGGAUUCACCAGAGUAGGGAGGAGAACAGGCAGCUUGACUGAAAUACACUGCUGAGGGGAGCAGUGGGGGAGACAGGAGAGGUCUGCUGCGCCAUGUGGUUUGCGCCCUGGCUGGGGCUCAAACUCUUAUUGCAGUGGCUGCAGAUUGCUUCAUAGGGCUGCGUCUUAACCCCUUGCGCCACCAGGGAGGCCCUGUUCUGUGGCUUUGAAUGCACUACUUCAUCCUAACACCAAUCCUGUAAAGUGAGUGGUUACAAUUCUCUUUCACACAUGAGGAAACUGAAGCACAGAAAGGUUAUACAAUUUGUCUGAAGUCACUAGUCAACCAGUAAGUGGUGACUCCAGAGUCAAAAUCCCAUCUAACUGGUGAUAGAAUGUUUUGCUAUUUCCUGAAAUGGUUAGAAAAAAAUGAACAAAGUAAAGAUCAUCACCCAGUUAAGAGCUGGCCUGGGAUGACUAGACUUCCGUGUCCACCUUCUGCUGAGACCUCUUAGUAGCAUUUACCCAGGUCAGCAGCGCAAGUGACUAAUAACUCCUGGCUAUUCUGACCUUUUUCAGUUCUGGGGAAAAGAUAAGUUAGUAAGAAAUCCUUUACUUCAGGGCGCUGUGAGAUUUUAAUAGGAAAUCUACACUUUAAACAUUCAUGUCAUAAGGUAUCUGUGGGUACAAAAUCAAAUCCAGAUUGGGGUAGGUUCCAAAAUACCUGGUGCAUCAUAGAAGAGCAGCCUAGGUAUCUGGAAAACAGUUGCUUGAAAUUCUAGUGAACUUACAUAUAGCUUCACAAAGGCAUUUUACUGGUCAUUAGGCUAGAUGAGUCCAAGAAUGAUGACUAAACUUUGGGGCCUCCCUGGUGGCACAGGAGUUAAAGUCUCAGGGCUAUCGCCAGCCACUGCAGAAGGUCUAUCUCCAGCCAGGGAACAACUCAGAUGGCGCAACAGACCUCUCCUGCCUCGCCUGUUGCUCCCCUCAGCAGUGUAUCUCAGUAGAUCCACCUGUUCUGCCCCCACUCUGUCUCUGGUGAAUCGUCUUACACCCCCCCCCCACACACACACCUCUGGCCUACACCCCAGUUCUUGUAUGCAUAAGUAAAUAUAUCUUUAUUAAAAAAAUUAUUACUAAACUUUGGAAGCAAAACUAAGAGAAACUAAUGGGGCUAUGCUUCCAUUCUCAGCUCAACCCAGCUGCUAUUAAGGGAGAAGAGAUCUCAGUGCAAGACUGGGAAGAGGGUCUUGGAUUUAAGAUGGUACAAAAUAUAAGUAAAAAAAAAUUGAGAGUUAAUCCGUAAAACACUGACUUGAAGAAAAGGUCUAAGGGCAGCCCUGAACAAGGGGCAGUAGAACCAACCUGGCAAGGAGCAGAGAGGAAGGUGAAAGUGACUUCCCUAAUAUACAUAUGACCAAGAAGCAGUGAGUCAUUUAGUCUUGGCUGGUUUUCAGAGGUGAAUGGGGCCUGCAAUACAACGGGAUUCCUUCCCUAAGACCUCACUUGUGAGAGAGACCGCAUCCCCAUGAUCCCCAAAUAGCAUUAAUCUGCAUUAACAGAGCUGCAUAACCUGGCCUUUGGAGUCUGGGUGUCAAAUGCUUCAUUACUCAGGAACCUGAGUUUGGCAGGCUUCUGGGCUGCUGCAGCCCACCUGGAGAAACACUGCAAGGUGGGGUGACCCCCUCUGGCUGGAGCUCUGUGGCUCCUCUUACACAUGAAUUUCUCAAGGUAAGUAUUUCCCAGAUUCCCUCAGAAUGCCAUCAGAGACACCUAGAAUGCCAUUCCUUGUUUGUGGUGGGGGAGGGGGGUGUGUGUGUAUUUUUUUUUUUUUUUUUUAAGAUUUGUUUAUCCAUACAAGA
Messenger RNA from Talpa occidentalis (Iberian mole), 5107 nucleotides. It is a transcript of the gene AUNIP, whose product is annotated as aurora kinase A and ninein interacting protein. Gene Ontology annotation, cellular component: centrosome; spindle pole. The transcript has 3 exons. The record is from RefSeq and is a predicted model, not a curated record. Lineage: Eukaryota; Metazoa; Chordata; Mammalia; Eulipotyphla; Talpidae. Gene Ontology annotation, biological process: spindle organization. The coding region runs from base 76 to 1134 and encodes 352 amino acids.